AUGAACACGCUAUAUCUGCCCAAUCCGUGUUUGCUGGGGAUUCUGCUCACGAUCUCUACGCACGAUGGUAACCAUUUGGUUUUCCAUUAUCCGCCGCAGCCAAAUGAGUACGGCUACCGACCUACUCCGUUGGGGAACCAAAUCCUCAACACGGAGGACGACGACUAUUCCAGCUCUUCGAAUGAGGAAAUGGACGACGAGCUGCUAGAUAUGGACCUUUACCAGCUCCAAAACGAGGAUGAUGACGACUACAGCGUUUCUGCCGAGGGAAGCAGCCGGGGAAGUCUCAGUGCAGAAAGUACGGGCAGUGGCAUGAACGUGCCGUCCAGUUCCACCACCAACCAUCUGGGCAAGGGUUUACUGGGGAUCCUGGACGAGCAGGACCGCAAACGGCGAAACAAGGAGAGCAAACGACGCAAUCUCAUGAAUAACAUAAUUAUGGGGGAACAGGUUCCCCAGGCAGAUAAUUCUUCCAGCAGUAAGAGCGCAAACACAUCUGUUCAAAACGACAUGAGCACCACCACGGCGACGGAGCAGGACACGGCCCCGCCACAACUGGAUAAAUUGUUUGGUUUUGACGUCGACUUUGUGAGCGAACUGGUGACUCCGCCAAAACAGCUGUGCAACUCGAGGUUCGAGCUUUCGGUGGACGACAUGGCGUUUCUCGGGCUCCCGAUCCACGUGAACGAGGACGGAAGUUGGAGAACUUCCUCGAACAAACGCGCUCGCAAAAAGAAAACCAGCCGCAAGAAGAAAGUAUCAUCUGAUUCGGACAUGUCUGACGAUUACGACGCAGACAACAACGACACCUCUCAAACAGAAAAGGACGGCUCCAUGUACAUGUUCCAUCUGGUGUUUGUUCUGAACCCGCCUGUUGUUGAGUACAAUUUCCGGAUCGAUGAGAUGUUCCACUACAUAGCCAGUCGGAUGGCUCUGUUGCUGAGAUACGAGCAGCAGAAAUCGAGUUUUGUUUGGAACGAGUCCAAACUCAUUCUGGAGCUGAAAGAUGAGCUGGCUCAUCUUCCACUAAAGGAACAGUGGAACAAGAUCAUCAGUAGGUCGUCGUUGGCGAAGAUGAUGGCCCAGACAUACAACGCCGUCUCCAACUCCGAGAUCCUCAACAUCGAGAUCAACAACAAGAUGCGCUCUUUCCAGAUCCCAAUUCGAACAGAGUACAGUUAUCUUCCUCCACAGCAUAUCCAGCUGCUUCCCGGGUCGUCUCUUUCAUCUGUGUCACCGUUCGACUCCAUGGGUCUCAACCUAAACGGCAAGUCCCAUUUUGACAACGAUUCCAUGAUAUAUUACGCCCUGAUAAUUUUGGAUGACCCGGAGUCUAUCAUCAAGGACAUUCAAGCCGAAAAGCACUCCGUCAUCGCCAACUUCAUCCGCAUGAUCAAGCCAAGCGAGAGUCUUUCGCGACUGGCUACUUUAAGUGGGCUAGAUAUCUCUGAAGUCCGGCUUUUCGCAAACCAUCUGGUUUAUUGGCGAAGAGCCAAGGCAUUUCUUCCUCUAAGUCCCAGAAACGUGUAUAUUGUCUCUCCAUUGGCGCCUUUGUACAACGUUUACAAGGACUCCACGCUGUUCAAACAACAGUUUCCAAAUCUGCCACCACUUUCAAACUUCCUGUCGUUGAUCUCUUCCUCGUCCAACAAACCGCGCCCAAUCAACACCAUCAUCCCCAGCAGAGACCACAGAGACUUGUAUCUUGAUGCUGUUGCCUGGCUGUUGAAAUACGGAUACCUUACACAACUGCACACGUUUCUGUAUCUCAAGAUAUCCAAGGAGAUCAAAAUCAAGGUUGACGAAGAGCUGGAAAUGGAGCGCAAGAACCGCAAGUCCAAGGCCGGCGACAACUCGUCGUCUGACGAAGAGGAUAACAAGGUCGCUGCCACGGACAACACCACCAAGGCCCAACAGGCGACACCUGCCCAGUUCUCAGUUUCCACAUCCAACGGUUCAGAAUCCAACAUCGACAUGACCUCCGUUGCUCCUGGAACUGUAUAUUUCGAGGAAGAGGAGGAGGAGGACACUAUUUUGCUGGACCCGGAAAGCGCGACUGCUUUGGAACGGAGAUGGAUAGCCAAAUGCGUGGAAGGCCAGCCAUUGGAGGUGGUGAAUCUAUUCUACAAGCUGCUCAAAUACAUGAACGGAAAAAACUCGCUGGAGCUGUUGAUGAUGAAGGAGAACGUGAGCAGACAGGACGUUCGCAAACUGCUUGUUUCGAUGAGCCAUCACGUCACUACGGUUCGUCAUUGGUAA
Ogataea philodendri is the source of this 2259-nucleotide messenger RNA. RefSeq lists its product as uncharacterized. The record is from RefSeq and is a predicted model, not a curated record. Gene Ontology annotation, cellular component: GATOR1 complex. Gene Ontology annotation, biological process: positive regulation of autophagy; cellular response to amino acid starvation; negative regulation of TORC1 signaling. The coding region runs from base 1 to 2259 and encodes 752 amino acids. The transcript has a single exon. Lineage: Eukaryota; Fungi; Ascomycota; Pichiomycetes; Pichiales; Pichiaceae.